Molecule: messenger RNA, 2127 nt
Organism: Arabidopsis thaliana (thale cress)
Lineage: Eukaryota; Viridiplantae; Streptophyta; Magnoliopsida; Brassicales; Brassicaceae
Gene: YLS5
Product: Class I glutamine amidotransferase-like superfamily protein
Exons: 4
Coding region: 161-1357 (398 amino acids)
Source: RefSeq, marked reviewed
GGACUUUUCACCAGUUGGACUUUGAAGCCACCAAAAAAAGUAGGUGAAAGUGAGUUGGUGGGGGGAUUCAAAAGUUCCACAUGACAAAUAGAUAAUCAGUAUAAAUAAGAUUAGUUCUUCUUAUAUUGUCUUAUUCAAUGCACACAAACAUUUACCCAAAAUGGCAUCGGCGGUUCAGAAAUCAGCGUUGCUCUUAUGUGGAGACUACAUGGAAGCCUAUGAAACGAUUGUUCCUCUCUAUGUUCUCCAAUCGUUUGGGGUUAGCGUUCAUUGCGUUUCACCCAACCGCAACGCCGGCGAUCGCUGCGUUAUGUCUGCCCACGAUUUCUUGGGCCUCGAGCUAUACACCGAGCUUGUCGUUGACCAGUUGACUUUAAACGCAAACUUCGAUGACGUCACUCCGGAGAAUUACGACGUCAUCAUCAUCCCAGGAGGCCGAUUCACGGAGCUUCUCAGCGCCGACGAGAAAUGCGUUGACCUCGUGGCGCGAUUCGCCGAAUCCAAGAAGCUGAUCUUCACUAGCUGUCAUAGCCAGGUUAUGCUGAUGGCGGCCGGAAUCCUCGCCGGUGGUGUGAAAUGCACGGCGUUUGAAAGCAUAAAGCCUUUGAUCGAACUCUCCGGCGGUGAGUGGUGGCAACAGCCUGGGAUUCAGAGCAUGUUCGAGAUCACCGAUUGCGUUAAAGACGGGAAUUUCAUGAGUACGGUUGGUUGGCCAACGCUUGGUCACGGCAUUAAGCUUUUGCUUGAAUCUCUUGGUGGCAAAGUCUGUAGCUUGGAGAAGAAGCAAGCUUCUGUGCUUUUCCUCAUUGGGGACUAUGUAGAAGAUUAUGGGAUCAAUGUACCGUUUAGAGCACUACAAGCUUUAGGUUGUAAAGUGGAUGCUGUGACACCGAACAAGAAGAAGGGAGAAGUGUGUGCAACGGCGGUUUAUGACCUUGAGGAUGGACGGCAGAUUCCUGCAGAGAAGCGUGGACAUAACUUCUUUGUGACUGCAUCGUGGGAUGAUAUAUGUGUGGAUGAUUAUGACUGUGUAGUGGUUCCAGGAGGGAGAUCACCUGAGCUAUUGGUGAUGAAUGAAAAGGCUGUUGCUUUGGUUAAGAGUUUUGCAGAGAAAGAUAAGGUGUUUGCAGCUAUUGGACAGGGGAAAUUGCUUCUUGCAGCCACUGGUGUUCUUAAGGGGAAGCGAUGCGCGAGUGGGAAAGGGAUGAAGGUGAUGGUGAAGGUGGCUGGAGGUGAGGCUGUGAUGGAAAAGGGAUGUGUAACUGAUGGGAAGGUUGUGACGGCAGCAUCAGCCACGGAUCUGCCUGCCUUUUUGUUUGAUUUAUCAACUGCUCUUGGUCUAACUGUCAUGUUCUAAGAUUUUGCAACUAAAAAACAUAAAAGAUAGUUUGAGUAAUAAAAUCAUAUCUUCAAUUUGCUCAAUUGAAGUGAAAAGAAAAACAAAAGAGCUCGAUUGUAGUGUCUCUGCUUUCAUGAGUUCAUGGCACUCCUAACAAACUAUAUUGUAGCUGCUUCUUGGAAAUAAAAGCAUGUAGUUUGGUGAUCAAGCUGAUUUGUGUAGCUGCUGCUUCUUUUUGACCACAUAAAAGAUUUAGUUUGCAUAGGAUAUAGUGACUAACUUUUGAACCCCUACUCAAAACCAUUAGAUCAAAACAGAAGAAUAUUUCUUAGAAAAGUUAAUAUCUUUUAGCUUGAAUACUCUCUUUUUUUCUUUCUUGGAUUGCUUGUGACACCAUAAUCUUUUUUUCUCUUCUAUAUCAUCAUUCACUGGGUUUUAGCCAUGUCUCUUCUACGUUUUGUGUCGAUGGAAACUUUUAAGUCACCUCAAAGUCUACUUCUAAUACUCGCCUGGAUAUGGAUGAAAAUCUUUGUCCAAGAAGUACUUGACUACUGGAUCACUUCAUCUUUCCCUAAGAUUAAGUGUUUUUUUAAGAAAGCAAUAUGAGGAAUCCAAACUAUUUGCAGUGAGAAGGGAACACGUCGUCAUCUACUUGUUCAUCCUUUUUGAAAUAGCAGAUUUGAUGCGCUUGGACAUUACUUUUGUCUUACGUAAUCAUACCAAAACUUCUCUUAUCAGGGCGUUUGUUAUGAGAAUUUGUUUAGACCUUGAUAUCUUAUGUGUAGUCA